GAAAUUCAAAUAGAAAUGCUCUCUGUUCAAAGACAUGAAGAGGAUGAAUGCCUAACGCAAACAAGAACAUCCUAUGAAACUCAAAUGGAAACAUUUCCUGGUCUUGGACGUGAAGAGGAUGAACCCCUAGUCUAUCUGAGAGACUCCUAUGAAACUCAAAUGGAGACGUUCUGUGUUCAUAGACGUGAAGGGGAUGAGCCCUCAGAGCAACCAAGAAUGGCUGAUGAUUCAUCCUUUCCAGUUCAAAUGGACGACUUCAUUAUUUGCGAACCUUGCGGAGAGCCUUCCUUUCCAUCGACUAACGGACAUUAUGACCAAGUAGAUUCAUCAAUAGAAACUUCAGGAUGGGAUAACAGGGACGUAUCAGACUUUUUUGAUGAUGUUGCUAAGGGAGAUCUUAAAAAAAUAAAAUCCUGGCUCUCGAGAAUCCAACGGAAUAAGUGGCAAAUGGAUGAGCUCAGAGAAAAAGAAACUGGAAAAACCUGUUUGAUGAAAGCUUUGCUGAAUCCAGUGAACAAUUCCCCAGAGACCACUGAAGAGAUCGUUACAUCGCUGAUAGAGUGUGCAAAAGGUUCUGGGUGUUUGAAGAAGCUGCUGGAUGCAUCUUUUACUGCUAAAGCAUAUGAAGGGCAGACAGCACUGCACAUUGCCAUUGAGAAAAGGCUGGACAGGAUAGUUAAGCUCCUAGUUGAAAAUGGAGCUGACGUUCAUAUCCAAGCAAAAGGAACAUUCUUCCAGCCACUUACAUGGAGAGAUGACUGCUUCUAUUUUGGAGAAUAUCCACUCUCGCAGGCUGCUUGCACAAACCAACCAAAGUUAGUGGAGUUCCUGUUAGAUAAAGUUUCAAAUCCUUAUGCCCAAGAUUCCCUGGGAAAUACAGUCCUUCAUGCGCUGGUAAUGGUAGCUGAUGACUCUGAGGAAAAUACAGCGUUUGUGACAGAAAUAUAUGACCAGAUUUUGAAGGCGAGUGAAAAAAAAUGCAUUGAAACUAGAAAUGAGUCAAAGAAGAACCUGGAAAAGAUCUCGAACAAAGAAGGACUCACUCCCCUACAGUUAGCUGCGACAUAUGGGAAGAUCAAGAUCUUCCAGCAUAUUUUAGGAAGAUCCUUUCCAUGUGAAGGCAAACACUCAAUGGCUCAUCUCUCGAGGAAGUUUGUGGAAUGGGCGUAUGGCCCGGUCUGCUGCUCCUUAUAUGAUUUAUCAGAAGUGGAUACUGGAGAGCGCCAUUCUGCCCUGAAGAUUGUGGUGUAUAACACCAACCAUGAGAAACACUAUGACAUGCUGGAUGUGGAGCCUCUGAAAGAGCUGAUUGGUAUAAAAUGGAGACAUUUUGCGGCAGUGAUGUUUGGCAUCAGCACAGCCCUGUAUCUGCUGUACAUCACCAUUUUCACUGUGAUGGCUGCAUAUCAGCCCCAGAUCAACCAGCAGAUGGCAGCUCCCAACACAUCUGUACAUAUUUUGCAGCAGGUUCUCCAUGAGGCAAACGGUGGAAACCCAUGGCUUCUUGUGGCGCAAAUUUACACUUUAAUAGCAGCCAUUUCCUUCUUGGUUAAGAGUGGUUUAGAGAUCUUCUGGAUGUGGCCUUUCACAUUUCGCUCUAUUCUUCAGAUUAACUAUUUCUACGUUCUCUUUUUCAUUCAAGCACUGCUCGUGAUAUGUGCACAUAUGUUGUGCUUCAUGCAGAUGGAAGUUUAUGUUAUAGUGAGGGUCUCAGCCUUAGUUUUGGGAUGGUUCAAUAUCUUGUACUAUUUCAGAGGGUUCCGAAUCACUGGCAUUUACACUGUAAUGGUUCAAAAGAUGAUUUUAGUGGAUGUUUCCAGGUUCCUUUUGGUUUAUGGGGUUUUCCUGGUAGGUUUUGGAGCAGGUCUUGCUUCUCUGAUGAACGAUUGCCCCCAGGACACAGAGUGCAGCCGAUUCCACAGCUUUCACUCUGCAGUGUUUGAGCUCUUUAAGCUUACCUUAGGGCUCGGGGACCUCUCAGGGCAUGAGGAUUCCAAGUACCCGAAGGUUUUCAUGCUUCUGCUCAUCUGCUACGUGAUACUCACCUUUGUGCUCCUCUUAAACAUGCUGAUCGCACUCAUGGGGGAGACCGUCAAUUCAGUGUCCCAAGAAAGUGAGAAAAUCUGGAAGCUCCAGAAAGCCAUGACAAUACUGGAUCUGGAAAGAAGUUUGCCAGUGUCCUGGAGAAAAUGGCUCCAAAGGAAAAAAAUUCACCCCAAUAUGCUAGUUGGCUAUACCCCUGAUGGCAAGGAAGAUCAGAGAACUUGCUUACGGGUGAAUGAUGUGAACAAAACCUACUGGAGUAACACACUAAAGAACAUGAAUGAAGAUCCAGGCCCUCUUGCAAAGGAAAAGAAAGACGGUUCAAGGAGAGAUGCGGUAUGAAAAAAGGAACCUGAGGAAAGAAACACAUCAGUACAUAAAAUUGAUAUUUGAAGAGGUG
Pelodiscus sinensis (Chinese soft-shelled turtle) is the source of this 2443-nucleotide messenger RNA. The record is from RefSeq and is a predicted model, not a curated record. NCBI's taxonomy places the organism in Eukaryota, Metazoa, Chordata, Testudines, Trionychidae.